AUGUCGAGAUGUGAGAUGAGACGUCUGUGGCUGAGCCCCUUCCAGUUCCGCGCCAACUACUCCCGCCACGCGCCAGACGCCGCUCCUUCCCGGCUGCUCUGCCACUCUUUGCCACCUUCCUCCCACCAUCCUUAUCGUGUCCACCCCAACCGCGGUCAAAUGCUCAGGGCCUUGGUCUCUCGCGCCCGCUGUUAUUCUCAAAUUGCCGUAAACGCGUCGCAACCCGCCUCUGCGCACACACAGCUUCCCUACCAUGUCCCCCGCAACACUAGAGGCUCCAUGCCUGUAUACACCGACAUCCGCAACGGUGGCACACAGCACCUCACGCUGAUCCGCAACAUCGAGGGAAACAUCGACGCGCUCGCCAUGGACCUCGCACAAUCUCUAUUCGCGCCUGGCUCCCCCGAGGCUCUGAGACUCAAGAUCCACUCCCUCAGAUCAAAACACCUCGUCCUAAGUGGCGGGCGCUGGAAACCUGAUGUCGUCCGAUGGCUGCUAUCAAAAGGAUUUUGA
Sparassis crispa is the source of this 513-nucleotide messenger RNA. RefSeq names its product 54S ribosomal protein IMG2, mitochondrial. Gene Ontology annotation, biological process: translation. Lineage: Eukaryota; Fungi; Basidiomycota; Agaricomycetes; Polyporales; Sparassidaceae. Gene Ontology annotation, cellular component: ribosome; mitochondrial large ribosomal subunit. Gene Ontology annotation, molecular function: structural constituent of ribosome. Bases 1 to 513 code for a protein of 170 amino acids. The transcript is spliced from 3 exons. The record is from RefSeq and is a predicted model, not a curated record.